CCUCCAUGGCUUGGGCUUGGCUAUAAAUACUUGCUGCCAAGCUCUUCUUCUUCCCCACACCAAGAGCCCUCCUCACUCCUCAGAGGAAGCAGAGGAGCACACCUGCGGCUGCAGACCAUCGCAAAACAGCAGCAGCGAUGAGCCGGGGCGCCCUGGACCUGAAGCUGCACCUGUCGCCCCCGGCGCCGGCGGCGCGGGGAGGGGCGGAGAGGAGGGCGUCGCCGCUGUCCUCGUCGGACGAGGAGUGGUCGUCGUCGUCGCCGAGCUCGUGCCUGUCGUCGGAGGGCGAGCGGGAGCCGCCGCCGCCGCCGCCGCAUCGCCAGGGCCACGGGCUGCAGUGGUCCGACAGCCCGGAGGCGACGUCCAUGGUGCUGGCGGCCUGCCCGCGCUGCCUCAUGUACGUGAUGCUCUCCGAGGCCGACCCGCGCUGCCCGCGCUGCCGCAGCCCCGUCCUCCUCGACUUCUUGCACCGCGCCGCCGCCGGCCGGGAGGGCGACGGCCACAGCCGCAAUGGCACCCGCAGCGGCGGCGGCGGCAGGAACAGGAGGGCAUGAUCGUCCGCUCGCGGAGCCGCGUCAAGAAACCAGAAGUUUCCCCCCAAAAUUAGCCCGAGUAUUAGCAGUAUUAAUUAGCACCAGUAGCGCUCCCAUGAAUCGGUCGCAAGAAAACAAGAACUGCUCGCUCCAGUGUAACCAUGAUAUGUCAUCUCCGGCGCCGGCGAGGUGGUAACCGUGGUAUAUCACGGAUACACUGGAGAGGAAUGGAACAAGAGAUCUUCCCA
Messenger RNA from Panicum virgatum (switchgrass), 781 nucleotides. Its product is annotated as protein GL2-INTERACTING REPRESSOR 1-like. The transcript is spliced from 2 exons. Lineage: Eukaryota; Viridiplantae; Streptophyta; Magnoliopsida; Poales; Poaceae. The record is from RefSeq and is a predicted model, not a curated record. Bases 138 to 554 code for a protein of 138 amino acids.